Messenger RNA from Athalia rosae (coleseed sawfly), 3280 nucleotides. Its product is annotated as T-complex protein 11-like protein 1. Bases 860 to 2506 code for a protein of 548 amino acids. Gene Ontology annotation, biological process: signal transduction. Lineage: Eukaryota; Metazoa; Arthropoda; Insecta; Hymenoptera; Athaliidae. The transcript is spliced from 8 exons. The record is from RefSeq and is a predicted model, not a curated record.
AUUAUAACUGUGUGAGUAACAAUUUACAAUUACGAAUUCCAAGGUGAAUGAAUCAACUAUAAUAUAAAUAAUAUACAUAUGUCAUUCAUUUUCCUUAUACGCAGUUGUGGAGACGAGAUUUUUCAGAAUAAUUUGAUUAUUGACUAUUUAUGACGCAGCUUUAUUUUAGGACCCACGUCAUUAUCUAAUCUUUCUUAUAUUUCGUUUAAUGAUGAAACUGUCUAUACCGCUUGUCAUGUUUCCAAAUAGAUCAAUAGGCAUUUCUGUUUACAUCAAGCUAUUGCAUUCACAUUAAAAAACAAAAAAGUAACUUAUAGACUGGACAUUUACCGUUACUAUUUCAGACCACCUGUUUUGUUAACAAAACUAUUUUAUAUGAUCUACAUUACUGACUAAUGUUUAAAAUUGGUGCCCUCAAAUUUAUUCUAAUUGUAAACUAAUAGCAAUUAUACGCUUAUGGCUUUUUUGUGGUAAAAAUACCUUUAUUGAAUUGCUAUAAAAAUUUUUGAAUGUUUAAUAUUCACGCGCCAGCGAGCAAACUAUAAUGAAUUUCGAAAAUUUGGGCAUGAUUCCAAAUUUGUGACUAAAAGAUAUUUGUCAGCUAAUGAUAAAUAUCUUUUUAGAAAUUAGAGCAUUCAGCUGAUUUAACAAGGGAAUUUAACACGUGGGUCGGUUGCCAUGUAUUUUCCAGGCUGUGUUGGAUCAAAAUGAGGUGCUUUUUAUAGAUAGCGUUUGACCUCCUUGGCUGCAGUAGCUAUUGGAGUAGUUAGUUAGUGAUCAGCUUUUGCUCUGAGCUAUAUCUGUUGCAAAUUGUUAAGUUAUCCAGUUAAUUAUUGGAAUAUUAAACUUCUGGGAAAUAAUGCCAGAUAGGAAUAAGGUCUUAGUUGGUGCUGGCGUGGUAUGGGGAAUUGCAGUUUGGUGUUUUUUAUCCAAUUGCAAGUUGUCACCUACAAGAAUACUGUUUUCUCUAAUUCCUGCUGUUCUUUAUCGAGGUAAAAAGAUGAAAAAUGAGGAUGAGCAGAAAUGUAAUGAUAACGAUGACAGUGCGACGGUAGAGACCCGAGCUAGCUCUGACGUCGGCCACCAGACGUCUGUUGAAAAUGAUAACGCCCAAGGGUUGCAAGCACAAAACUUCAUAGUGGGAGGCCUAACUGGGGCAUCGCCACCAAAAUUUGUAUCGUUUGAAGACAUGAUGAAGGCUGCAAAUGGCAUGACAAACAUGGCACUCGCACACGAAAUAGCUUUAGACAAAAAUUUUAAAUUGGAAACUCUAGAACCUCCAGGUGGUAGUUUACAUAAGAAGUUUAAAGAAACUGUUCACAAUUUAUUCUGGCAACGUCUAGCUGAAGAGUUGGCUGAGGACCCACCAAAUUAUAAUCAGGCAUUAAGUUUGCUUGGUGAAAUAAAGGAGGCCCUGGAGGAACUUUUACUUCCUCGACACACGAGAAUAAGAGAAAAUAUCAAUGAAGUAUUAGAUGUUGAGUUGAUCAGGCAGCAGGCAGAGCAAGGAGUUUUGGAUUUCCAUCGUUAUGCUCACUUUGUCAUUUCCAUUAUGGCUAAAUUAUGUGCUCCAGUAAGAGAUGAAAAAAUCGCCGAUUUAGCAAAAUCCACGGAUGUUAUUGAAACUUUUAGAGGCAUCAUGGAAACUCUCCAACUAAUGAAGCUUGACAUGGCUAACUUUACAAUUACAUUGAUAAGACCAGAAAUUGUGGCUUCCAGUGUUGAAUAUGAGAAAAAGAAGUUUGCCGAAUUUUUAAAAGUGCAUGACGAUGGUUUACCUUUGACGAAAAAAUGGCUCCUCAGGCAUUUAGAUUUGGAAAAGAUUACACCAUCCGCAGAUAUCAAUACUGUUCGUCAGAUUACGCACAGCUUAUUAUCUGAGGCCUACUUGGAUUUAUUAGAAUGGGAAUUCAAUCCAGAUGCAGAAACGCUAAUGAUGGAUCAAGGUCGAUUAGUAGAAUUACGAGACAGAACUAGCAGAUUAUCAGUAGUAGGUUCAGUGCUACUGGUAACCAACAACACUGUCGGCGCUCCAGUUCAAGGUGUUGCGAGUUUCAAACAGAAUAUCAAGCAGCACAUCACGUUACUCCUCGAUUCUGUUCAUUCGAAUGUCGAUCUUGCAAUUGUGAUGCCAAACAUCGUACUGCAAGUUAUAAAAGAUGUUAAGACUACGCUUCAAGAGGCUGGUGCUUCUGAGUUAUCAACAGAGUUGGAAGCUCUACUCAGUGCUCAGAUCUUAGAAAUUAGUAAACCGGAUCACAAAAUUCGACAUCUUGUCAAUCUGAGAAUCAGACAGUUUCUACAAAAAAUUAUACUGUCUCAGACAGCAGGCCCACAGCAAAUACCGCCUGGACUGUCGUCGCUGCAAGAUGAAUUAGCUGGAAUUGCGGCACAAUUUUUAAUCAUAGCAUCACACAAUCGCAGUGUCUUUGGAGAAUACUACCUAGAUAUUGUGUCUGCUGCAAUCAAAAAUGAAAACGCGGUUACAUCCGAGAAAUCGCAGUAAGAUGAAAGUAGAAAAUAUGAAUCCCACGCAGUCUAUAAUACACCUGUGUAUGGGGAAGACGAGUUACAGUGUUCCAAGAAAAGGUAGGUGGCAUGAAUUUUUGGGGGAAUCAAAUCGAUGGACAGGCUAUAAGACUUCUUAUAUAGAAAAGUUAUGCCGGCCAAUACUCCUAACAGCACGUAUUUGAAACUUUCCAACAUUAAAGAGCAGAACGAACAGAAGUAUGAAAUAAUUGCAAUUAAGAGUCGGUUUAUUCACUAUUUAUUAACUGGCGAUUAAUUCUACAGAAUAUCAUUUACACUUUACUCGAUUUAUAAAAAUAUUAUAUACAUAUACCCAGAUGUAUUACGUACUCACCUAUAUUAAGUAACCGUACAUUUGCACUAUUGAAAAUAAAAAUUGGAGAAUCAGGAAGCAUGUUUUCGUGAGAAGUUUUGCGGAACAUGCGCAAAAAUCAUAUUUAGUUAGAUUAAACUGGUGUUCCUAGCAAAUGAUACCUACCAUACAGGUUGACGUAUCCAACACUUUUUUUUGUACUCACAGACUUAAACUGUGAACUGCGUAAUCAUGCUAGUCGAAAAAUAACUGAAUAUUGUAAUUAAUAUUCGACAAAUAUGCAACUGAUUAUUUGAUUGUUAAAUAUUACGGAUGGAGACAGUUGUGAAACGAAUGACUUGAAAGUAAUGCUAUUCAAAUUGCUAUGAAUUAUCAAGCAACUAAUAAUUUUUGUACCCAUAUAUGAAUGAUUAUAAUAAACAUUCAUGAAUGACAUUA